AGCCUCCGUGGUCUGAGUUCUAUGCUCCUUGGCGGGUGGAAGAGGCAGCCGGGGAAUGUCUCAAACAUGGCGGCCGUGGUGAGUAUCGCAGAGACGGACUGCACAGGCGGGAAGCUGCAGCAGUGAUUUCUCAAAGCACAGCUCCCUUACUUAACACAUCAAACCGAGACAAAGUGAACUGGACUCUGUGGAGCGAUGAAAGACAGGAAACCACUGGGACCCGCCGGAGGUAAUCAAGCUAUUACGCGUUUCUUCAGCCCGAGCUGUGAGCCAGUUAAAGACCGCCUCGUGCUUGGAUCCCCCAAACCACACUGCAGUGAUGCUAAAACCAGCGGCCGGUCUCACUGCAGCUCUGCCGCGAAGCCAGGCAGCGGAGUAUACACGCCGCCCCCCGUGAAGCACAAGCACAAGCGCAAACCUGCUCUGCUGAUGCAGAAGACACCUGACAAGAGCCCCAUCCUGGAGGCCUUCACCAGGGCUUCCAGCUGGGAAAAAGCAGGGAGCCCGAGCAGAGGGAUCAGCAGGAGUCACACACACAUCCCCAUGCCCAGCGUGGUGGUAAAGAAGCUGUGGCCCGCCUCCCUCAGCUUCUCCUCCAUACUGGCCAGUGAUGACUCCACCAGGAAGAAGCCUGUCUCUAGAAACAGCACGGCCCCUUGCGUGAAAAGCAGCAGUCUUCCUCGUGAUGAAAGGACAGAGUCCCAGGAUGGAGACGCGAAGCCCCACAAGGCGCUUGAUUUCCUCUCCCCAGACAGCAGUCCCUCGGGCAGCCUUCCCUACAACCCGAAGAACACGCAGUCAAGGCUGCACAGCCCAGAGUUUCAGGAGACGCUGCAGAAUUACAAGAAGCAGAGGGAGCUGAAGAGGCAAAGGCUGGAACAAUCACAGCACACAGUUAAGUCUUCUGAAUGCCAGCGAUCAAAUCCGGUUUGUUACAAAUCGUCAGGCUCGUCGAAGCUCUGUAACACGACCCUGCAGCCGGUGCCGCUCGUAAACAAGAUGUCCUCCGUCCAGCGUAAGGUUCGAAAGAGUUUGUGUUAUUCAACUGAGUCUCAAAGCAGGCACGUGAGCCCAGGUUACAAGUCGGCAGAACAAUCCCCUGGGAAGAGGAAAAGAGACCUGGACGAGGAGGAUGGGAGGCUGAAAAAAAAACUCUUUCAUCGGGAUCCUGGCAAACAAGCCUGCAGCAAUAGCAGGGUCCAGAAAGAAAGCCCCGAGGCUACCCAACCCAGUGUCCUGCAGUCACACAGCAGGGAGGGGGAAGGUGCUGCUGGGCCUAAAGCCAACAGCUUGCCUGUACAGAAGAAGCACUUGGAGUUGCAGCGUGUGUCUUCAUCUACCUCCUCCUCCUCUUCUUUUUCGUUCUACUCUUGGAACAGCUGUCUGCCUGAGUGCACAGAGGUAAAUGAAAAGCCCAUCUCCCAUCCUUCGCAUUCUGAAACCGUUAAGCACAAAGCUACAACCAUUGACAGAAUUGAAUUUAAAAUGGCUUUGUUGCGACGCAUGACUAAGUUGAGCAAUGCCGACCUCUCUCCCAGGGAGGAAGGUGACCCGCUGCAAUCUAAACUUGAGAAUGGAGAUUCUUCUGUCUCCGAUAUUUCCGUGUCUAGCGCUGAGAGGGCCUUGGGCUUAACGGCUGGAAAAAACGUCAACACCACUGGAGUUUCCCAUAAAAAUGGUACAUUGCCUCCUGUAUUGGGAACACCAGAGAGAACCGAAUGGAGCUCUCCCACUUUAGCUGAGCCAGUAGUUAGUGGAGAAGGGACUCUGGACAGGUCUGCAGGGUACUGGCAGGACUGUUUGGAUAGUGAUGAGGGAGGCGCUGUGGGCAGCCUGAGCAGCGACAGUGAUGAGGAUGAGCCCUUCUUGUCGCUGGAUGAGAUAAUGUCUCGGGGUUCAAAGCCAGCCGCCACGCCAGAGAACAGCUCUUAUUCAGAGCCUAACACCCCUGUGUCCUCAAGCCAUUUUACAGCUGGCCCCAGCAGACCAUUAAGUUACAAAAACAUCCUCGAAAGCAUGCUGAAAGAAAAGGAGGAACAGCAGAGAGUGAAAGAGAUUGAUCUCCAGUUCCAGAAUGACAUUGGAGAGGGCAAGGCGAUGUGGAAACUGAGUGAGGAGCUGGAAGAGGGCAGUGCUGAUGAAGAGGAACUCAUUCCUGAAGAACACCGGGCUUUUGUGGAGAAGUUUUCCAUUAUUUCUGAUGCCAUUCCGGACUUGCACCCGGGAGAGGAAAUCUUCCAAUUGUCAAACUUCGGGAAGCUCUUCACUCAGAAAAGUCUUGGCUUGAGAAACUGCGGAUUGAGCCCUCAGAGUCAUGAGCAGGACACACUUCUGAGUUUCUGCCCCCGAAAGCAAACCUUUAUGUGCAGUCAAGGCUUUCUAAAGAUGGCACUUAAGUGUGCUCCUCGUCAGCCAUCUCUUUACAAGUGGUUGUUUCAGAUGAUGUCUGUCCAUUCAGAUUUUCUGACUUCUACACUCCUCCUUAAAGGGCUAAGAGACCUUGCAUUGAAUGCUGCUGAUGAGAUGGUGCUAAACAAAAAAAGCCCAGUCCGAGUCUGGCUGCCGCCGCUGGAAGACGUGGUGCUCGUGUUUCUUAAUAUGGGCGUCCCCUUCGGCAGCCUGUUCCCCCUGGAGAAUCUCCAGCCACACUUCUCUGAAGAGGACAUUGUGCAAAGGGUAGAUGCCGUGGCAGAGGAUGCUCUAGAGCGUCGUGAAUAUGGUUCUGUGAGUUUCCCAUUGCAGAACUUUGUCAGUGUACUUCAGUAUCUGGCGUUGUGCACCUCCCUGUGCCCCAGGGACUACAGUGACCGGGACAAGCUGCUGCUGCUGUCCCUGCUGUGCAGAGUCAGCCUGGAGAAGGGGCUGCGCCUGCACCCCAUGGUGGAAAUCCAGACCAUCAUACACAACCUGCUUAAGAGCAUCACGGACUGGGACACGCAGAGGCCUCUAGUUUGUCAAACCUUGAUCAGCCUAGCAGCUCAUCACCAUAACCUGCGAUGGCUGGUUUCGUUACUGCCUGUCUGCUCCCGUGACAGACAACUCAGGAGACAUGUGAGCCUGGCUCUCAUCUCCAAACUCUUGAACGGGAGCUGCACUUACAAGAUAGAAAACGCUGAUCUUCAGCUAUCCGAGCUGCGUCCCUACUUGAUUAGAAUGAAGCCCUCCUCUGUGUUAAAAAAUCUGAAAGCUGGAAUGAAGCUGGGGACUCGGCUGGGAGAGGGUCAGCCAUCAGAAAUGAGUCUGGAUCAGGAGGCAUACUACCUUGCACAUAGCCUGUUGGCAUUAGCCAGUGAAGUGGUUAACUUAGAUUCUGUUCCUGCCAGUCAAAGAAAACACCUAGUGCUACUGUCUGCCGAACUGGAAAAGCAUGUGAAAUGUGAUAUCAGGGAGAGCGAUAAGCUUGUUUACCGCAGCAAGGUCAAGGAUUUGGUUGCACGGAUUUAUAUAAAAUGGCAGGAACUCCUUCAGAGAUCCAGACCUCUGCAGGGUAAGCUGCAUGACUACUGGGAGCCUUCAGCAGAGGACGCCAGCAUAGCCAGCCAAGAACUGGAACUGGAACCUGACGGGGAGGCCAACAAAGAAUCUGUUGUCUUAAUAGCUGAAGAAUGUGAGGCUAGUGGAGAAGAGAUGCAGUGAUUCACUGAUCAGUUUUAAACAUUUAGCCUGUUCUCCACUUGCCUAACACAUUUUAGUACACCAGCAAUAUUAAAUAAAACAGUCUGCUGACUGAAAUUCUCGCAGUCAAUAUCAAAACACUUCUCCCCUCUGACGUUCCCGCUGAUAAACGGACCGAAGAAAUCUGGUACCUUUAGUCUAGAUUUAUACUUUACAACAAAAAAAGCCAAAUUAAUUGUUUGGUAUUUCGGUAAUAACUCUUAGCUACCCAGUGAUCAGUAUAUUUGACAUUGAGAGAAUAGACAUUAAACAGUUAUGGGAACACACCCAGAGCUGCGUUGUUUCCAGGCUGACAGGUUUGCCUGGGCGAUCUCAACACUACAAGGUGGGGAGAGCUGACGAGAGAAUGAAGUGCAAUUGUUACUUUAGCUUCUGGCGAAGCUGCUAAAAAAAUGCAUUGUUUUUUUUUAUGUAGGGGAAAGAUCAUUCGCUAAAGAAAUAAUUCUGCUGCUCAUGUUACAUAUUUUUGUUACUGUAUAUACUUUAUAAAGAAAGCAGUUGCACUUGGCAGUAGCCGUUCUGUUUCAACCCUGUCCACAUUGGGUAUGUUUACAUGCAGGCUGUUCAGAGUAAAGAAUUCAGAAUCGGAGUGCAACGAUACCUGGACCUUCAGAGUAAUUCCCUUUCAGAAGUGUUAAAUAUAUCCUGUUCGUUAGUGUGCUGAUUUCAAAACAUGAAAACAAUGACCUGCCAUCAUUUAAAAGCCAAUUGGAAGUGAACUGCCCUCUCGUCCCGGGCCCUGAUCUAUUUACUGCCAUACCAAGUCUGUAAACUGACCGUGAAAAUAUGAUGCAAAACCAGUGGAUGCGCCAGAUUGGUCACCUAAAAGUGAGCUUUCCUUACUGAAGAGCGAGCUGAAGAGGUGGAAGCUGGGAUACGUUUGUCUGAGUUUCAUCCAAGAGUUCAAUCCCACUGUUCACUGCAGAGGUGACGUGACUCUGAGCAAAGUGAAGUAAAAGUGAUUUCAUAUGAAAGGAAGGCAAGACAAAUCGCUGAAAUUGUGUUGAGUUGAGUAAUGAACAUGUUUUAUUCCAUGUAAUUAAUACCCAACACCUUGCGAUUUCUUCAAGGUGAUUACUUGGAGAAUGUAAGGAUCGGCGCAGCCCUGCCUCAGUAUUGUGUGUUCAGGGACAGCUCUGAAUUCUGAAAGCCUUAUCCUGUAAAUCAUUAUCAGCUUCUUCCUAGUGUUCUGUAUCUCUGGGAUUAAAAGUGAAACCCAGAACCAAGUACUGAUUUCCUGAUCAAUUUGCACUGAAUGCCAGGCUAGCACUUGUAAAAAAAAAAAAAAAAAAAAAAAAAGCACAAAAUCCUGGAAGGCUUUUCCCCGUGCAAUUGCUGGUGCUCUCCCCUCUCUCCAUACAGAGGACCCUCACUGUGCUCUGUAGUGGUUCUCCCGAUCACUUCAUAUUACAGUCGAGUGGAGCUGACUUCUAGCCUGCACCAAAUAAAGGUCUGUUUGGAAUGCUCAGGAUGCAUCACCUUCAUUGAAGGAAAAUUCAGUCCAGUGUAUUCUGAUAAUAGUUAGGAACUGCAUGGAAAAGUUUGCUGUUUUCUGCACUCCCAUUUCCCCGCCCCCAAGUCAUUUGAAUGUAUGUUUUUGUAUUAAAUUAGGUUUGAAGUUGUUGUUCAUUGUCUUUUGGUUUCUGCACUUAAAUAUAUAUUUUCUAUAUUUAAA
Molecule: messenger RNA, 5350 nt
Organism: Polyodon spathula (Mississippi paddlefish)
Lineage: Eukaryota; Metazoa; Chordata; Actinopteri; Acipenseriformes; Polyodontidae
Product: SMC5-SMC6 complex localization factor protein 2-like
Exons: 20
Coding region: 196-3636 (1146 amino acids)
Source: RefSeq, a predicted model, not a curated record